This is a messenger RNA of Diachasma alloeum, 1710 nucleotides long. Its product is annotated as trichohyalin-like. The transcript is spliced from 5 exons. The record is from RefSeq and is a predicted model, not a curated record. The coding region runs from base 1 to 1710 and encodes 569 amino acids. Lineage: Eukaryota; Metazoa; Arthropoda; Insecta; Hymenoptera; Braconidae.
AUGGAAAGAAUAGAGGAGAAAGAGACGCUCGGGACUAAAAGUCACCUGAAGAGAACCCCAGUAACAAGGAAAGAGGGAGAGAAUGAGAAUUUGGUGUCAGAGGAACAGGAAAAGGGAGCCUUGGAAGAAACAACGCAGGAACCAGGCGGACGUAAAAUUGGAAAAGGCUGUAAAGGAAGAGAAGCAAGGGAAGGCAGUGGAGAAGCAGGGGAAGGCAGUGGAGAAGCAGGGGAAGGCAGUGAAUACGAGAGCACAGAGGAAAGGGUGUCAGAAGCAGAUACGAACGAGGAAGUGUGGAUUCAGGAAAGCAUGAAGAGCUGGCUAAAAAAAUGGGAGGAAAAACAGAAGGAAGAAUGGGAAGCAAGGAUGUCAGAUCUGGAAGGGAAGGAACUAGUGGCAGAAACGGGAACGAGGAACACAGAGGGAAGGGAACCGGGUGGAGAGGGAUGGAGAUGUGAAGACUGCGAGAGACGGAGGGAGAGGAGAACAGAGGAGUCAGGACCAAGGCAGGGGAAUUUCAGGCAAACGUGGUGGAAGGAUUGGGGAGAAAGUAAUUACGAAAGAGUUGAGCAGGUGGGAAAGGAAAAAGACAGGGCUGAGUUUGAGACGAGAAAAAAGGAUAAUGAGGAGCAAAAAAAGACAACGAAAAGAAGCAACGAAGAGAGAAUUCUAGAAGGCAGACAGGAGACCACACAAAGCCUAGAGAUAAACACAAGUGGUAGAAAGUCGACAGAUAGCGGAACUGAGGGGUGGGGGGAAGGGGAAGGACCACAAGAGACCCAGGAAAAGAUGGAGGAACCCCCUAGAUGGAGAGAGAAGACAGGAACAAGAAGGGAAAGCAGUAGUGGCAGCGAGAGUAUCAAAAAAGGAGGAACUGGAGCGCUGGUUCCAAAAGACUCUGAGAGUAGAAGUGAAAAUGGAAGGGCUAGAAAGAAGGCAGAAAGGAGAAUGGCUGGCCAGAGUGGAAGACUUGGAUCAGAAAAUAAUGGUGAUGAAAGAAAAGACAAGACUGGGAGAAAUGGGUUGGGGGUAUACAUUGAGGACGACUUGACAGAAAGGCAAAGAGUGGUGCAGGCCUGGCUGGAGAAGGAGGCGCGCAAUUGGAGAAGAAGAGGCAUACAAGCAGAGACAGCAUACAACUCGCUAAUGGUGGACAGAGCGGGACUAGAGUGGGAUGAGGAGAAGGGGGAACUGAGACAGAAAGGGCGCACGGAAACACAUUUGGAGGCGAAAGGUAUGAAGAAAAUGCAGGAGAAGUUGAACUCAAAAUUCGAAUGGUUCGGGAAAGAAGCCAAGAGAAUUCAUAAGAGGGGAAAGGCUAGCGGGGAAUAUCUAGUAGGCAUAAGGAAGACAUUGGAAGCAGACUGGAUAGUAGAGGAAUCGGAAUAUGGAAUGAAACUGAGGAUCCAAGAGAGAGAAAUCAGAGAGAGUUACAGGAUGGAAGGAAACGAAGCACCUAGCUGGUUCAUGGACAUGGAGGUGAGGGAACAGGAGGGAUCAGACCAUCUACUGAUCAUAUUCAGGGUGGAAUGGAACGAGGAAGAGAGCAAAGGCCGAAAAAAGAGAGACUCAACAAAAACGACUGAGAUGGAAGGAAGAGAGGGCGGAGGACUUCAAGAAGAUUUGGAGCAAAAGGUGGACAGAAUCAGGAGGAGAGAAGGGACAGAACGUAGGGAAGAGAUGGGAGAGACUGGUGAAGGUAACGACUGA